CGACGUGCCUUUAGAGUCGCUAGUGCAUGAACUGGGGCUCCUCGAGUGGACGGCACAAUCUACCGCAGACGUUAUCAGAGCUCACGUCGGCGACGUGACGCAUAGACGGUCCGAAAGCGCGUGUCCAUCAAUGUUUGCGCAGUCACUUUCAGAUUUGCGCCAAAAGGCAGCAACACUUUUCAAAUGCCGUUCGAACCCGAAGUCGUGUCCUCUCCGGGCAUCCACACGCAACGCCAGGUGGAGGCGCUGUAUGCUGCACCCAAGUAUUUUGGCGAGGGAGUUGCGAAGGAAGCGUUCAUCUCCACUGGGAUCACAGUCAGCUAUGCCGUGCUGGAGCUGCCACCAAUGAAUGCGUCGGUGGGCGUGGAACAGGUGGUGCUGGUUGCGGGCUUCAUGCAGCCCAAGGACACGUGGGCGCACUUCAUCGACUCGUUCUUGCCCAAAUGGAACCAGAAGCAGCGCGGUGUGGGCCUCAGCAUCCUGGUGCUGGACAAUCGCGGCUUCGGAGGAACGGACGCGCCCUUCGGCAUGUACUCGACGCGCACCAUGGCGGAAGACAUUCUCGCAUUGAUGGACCAUAUCGGUUGGCGGUCUGCGCAUAUUGUUGGUGGCAGCAUGGGGGGUAUGGUCGCACAGGAGCUGGCACUGCUUGAUCUCCGACGAGUGCGUUCACUAACGCUGGUUUCAACUAGCCGCGACAGAUACAAAGCCAGUGGACGAUCUCUCGGACUGAUGGUCCGCAAGACUUUUUCGUUUAGCUCUGUACCAGCAAAGGCGAACAGCAUGGUCGACACACUGUUUCCGCAGGAGUACGUCGCUAUCACAAGGAUAGCUGAAACAGGCGAGAGCGUGCGCUCUGCAAUCGCGCGCAUGUACGAGUUACAAUUGAAGAAGUGGCCUGAGCCAAGCCUCAGUGGCGUCAUGGGCCAGACGGCCGCUGUUCAAACGCAUUUCGUGUCCGACGAGCGGCUACACGACAUGAACGACGCUGGUUUCCCAAUUCUAAUUGUCAGCGCCAUGCUAGACGAUGUCAUUCCAGCAGCUGAGUCCAUCGCCUUAAAGGAACAUCUAAGUGGCGACCACGUGCACACGCUGUUCUUCGAUAGGGGAGGCCACGGUGCAAUCUGCCAGUACGCUGAUGAAAUCGCCGACGAGGUCAUCGAAACUAUGAGGCGAGCAUCACCACCCUUGUGAGAGUACAGCCUUAAUGCAUGCUCUACCAUGUAUAGUCGAAUGUGGACACUACCACCAAAUCUAAGCAGAAAUGGACAAUACACCAAUGACUUCAAGUGGUUCGUAUAUGCACCGUCGAAUGAACGGGUUCCACUUUCGAUGAAUGAUGUGUGGAUGCAGUCUUGCGCGGCUAUAGAUCAACAAAAGACACUGGAGAUUCACUUCUCGUCUUCCUUGUUACCGAGAUUCCAAACAAAAUGGCCUUACUCUCUCGACUGGAGCAGCACAUG
Molecule: messenger RNA, 1463 nt
Organism: Phytophthora nicotianae INRA-310
Lineage: Eukaryota; Oomycota; Peronosporomycetes; Peronosporales; Peronosporaceae
Exons: 2
Coding region: 184-1194 (336 amino acids)
Source: RefSeq, a predicted model, not a curated record